This is a messenger RNA of Daucus carota subsp. sativus, 1653 nucleotides long. RefSeq lists its product as uncharacterized. The record is from RefSeq and is a predicted model, not a curated record. NCBI's taxonomy places the organism in Eukaryota, Viridiplantae, Streptophyta, Magnoliopsida, Apiales, Apiaceae. Bases 1 to 1653 code for a protein of 550 amino acids. The transcript has 10 exons.
AUGCAAGAGGUAUCAAUCUUCAACAAAUAUGAUAAGGUGCAGCAGCUUCAUAGCGAAAGAACUGAAUGGACCUUGCGUGUUCGAGCUCAAGCUGUCUGGAAAGGGAUAAAUAGACAAACCCAAGAAUUUCGAGGUUUAAAUGUGAUUUUCAUCGAUGAUUCGAACUGGAGGAUUCAUGCUUUUGUCAGUGCAAAGAUUAGUGUCUUCUUUGAUGAUAUCCUUAAAGAAGGGGUCAUCUACACACUGUCAAAUUUUCAUGUUAGAGACUACGGGACUGAGGAAAAAAAAAGGGCAGUUAGAUUUGGAAAGCACAUUUACUUUGCAAAUCACACACAGUUGGUUCCAGAAGUUGAUAACAUCACCAACAUAGCUCCUUAUGCUUUUGAUCUAUUUCUAAUUGCUGAUGCAAGGACUAUGCUUUAUGAUCCUCGCUUCUUGAUUGAUACUGUUGGUAAACUGGAAGACAAAAAUAUCGAAACUGUUCACUCCAAAGAGGAUGAGAAGAAAGUUCAUAUCCGCUUUAGGAUUUCAGAUGGGAGGUCAUCUAUCAAUGUUACCUUUUUCGGUGAUUUGGCUGUUCAAUUUGAGAAAUCUGUGAAAGAAAUCAAAGAUGCUGACAUUGCAGUAAUAAUAUCAAGUGCCAAGGUUAACGAACACGAAGGAACUAUAUGCCUCAACAACUAUCCGGCUACUAGGUUCUACCUUAAUGCAAAACAUCAUAGUGUCACAAAACUGUUUAAAAGAAUGUCUGAUCCUGCAUACUGUGUGAAUACUGAUGAACCUUUGCUGGACCAUACCCCUCCACUGAUUUCAGUUGAAGAUAUAAAAAAAUUAACCAAGGAUUUUAUUGAGAAAAAAGUAAGGUGCCAGAUUACUGUUAAGAAGGUUGAUGAGAAGAGUAAUUGGUAUGACAAUGUUUGUAGUACAUGUGGAGUUGAGGUAACAACCGUUGAUGGACGAUAUCGAUGUGUCCUCUGUUCUAGGAAUGUCCCAUUUCCGGACAAAAGGUUCCGGAUUGCUACACUUUGCAAUGAUACUACUGGGCUCAUUGCCAUAGUCUUUCCUGAUGAUGAAAUCCAACGAAUCAUAGGAAAGAAUGCCUUCGAAUUAGAAGAUGAAGUUGGAGAUGAGAAAAAAUUCCCUACUUUGCUGAAGAAUUUCGAAAAAAAAGAUUACGUCAUUACAUUAACUAUAAGUGAGAGGAAUGUUAACAAAAUCAGCAACAUAUACACAGCUACCGACAUUUCUGAUCCUAUUGAAGUGUUAGGAAACCACAGCCCCACUAAUGAAGCACUGGUGACCCCGGCCAAGGAUCCAGUGGUUAAUCCUGCAAAGGCACCAAUCGUUCAGAACUGUGACAACAUUACUGCAUCUGAAAUUCCAUGCAGCCUGUCUACUAAAAGUAGCCCGCCUACAGCUACCUCAACAAACAAACAAAGGAGGAACGACAAGAAAAAUGAUGUUCAGUAUGAAUUGGAAGAUGAUGUCCCUAUUGGAAAAUUCAAAAUUCAGAAAACAGAUAAGGUGAUAAUCGAAUACUGCAAUAUUGUGGUUCUUGCUUUUGCGGAUAAUUCAUAUUUUUUGUUAAUAAAAUUCCUCACACUUAGGUCUGAUGGUCGUGCCUCUUCUGAAUGGUGGAACCUUGAAACCUGA